GAGUACGUGACGGGCAGUUCGCGUGGACGCUAACGCGACGACUUCAAUUCAAAAUCAACAUCGGAGAUAUUCAGAAAUAUCAAGUUUAAACAUAAUUUUGUCUAAAAUUAUUUUUUAUUUAAAGUAAAAGUGUAAAAUGGGUUGUGCAAGUAGUAACCCUCUAGUGGAGGGUGGCAAAAACCUGAUGGACAACGCCAAACAUGCCACUGAUAAUGUUAUAGGCAUGGGUGAGAAAGCCAUGAAUGACGCAGGCGAUGCAGUAAAUACAGGAAUAGAUCACGUGAAACACGCAGUAGAGUCUGGUAUCAACACAGCGCAAAAUUCAAUCGGGACAGUGGUUAACAAUGUAGAAAAUACUUUAGGUAUUGCAAAGAACAAAGCGGAAGAAACAGCAACAAUGGUAGGAGACAACGUGCAAGACAUAAGCGCGAAAACAGGCGAGGUGGUAGAGGAAACUAUCUCAGACGCAAAAACAGUACUAGCCUUUGAAGACGCAACCAACAAAAUGGAAAACGAAAUAAAAGAGCUCGAAAGCAUGGAGGAAGAAUCGGCGAAAAAAUUAGACGCACUCAAGGAUGAAUUCGGCGAAACAGUGGAAGUGAUGGAGACGAAAAUGGAGGAAACGCUGCACAUUGAGGAUGUGGAUGAGUCGUCUACGUCUGCGACGACAGAUGGCCCUACGACCACCAGCGGAGAGGAAUCGGGUGGAAAGGAGGAGAUACGCCGGCAGCCGACGCCAUGGGAGGUGGCAGCGGACGCAAUCCACAAUCGUCGCGUUAGCAUCGCCGCCAUUGGCGCAUUAGAAAACUACGUUGAUGCAGGUGAAGAUGCCGAUGAUGAUGCUGAUUUUGAUGAUCCGGACAACCCCAAUGCUGAAUACGAUGUAGAGUCUAACAGUGAUGCUCAUACAUCGCUGCUUUCCACAAGCAUCUCAACCAGCACCACGUCAACACUCUCAACGAGCAGUGGUGCAUUUGCCACUGCGCCCGGCGCCGCCACCCAUACUUCGGACUUUUAUGACACUUCUACAACCACCACCUCCUCCAAGGAUUAUCCCAGUGGAAAUGCCACCGCUGAUAUUCUGCUCAGCGAUACCAUUUCGAUCAAGUCUUACAAGAGUGAAAUUUAAUACAAAUUUUAACGAAUUUACUCGAACACAUAUUGUACAUAUUUUAAAUCGAAUUAAUUUAAGUUGAUGUUGUGAUUUAUGGUUAAAAAGUUUAUCGAUUAUAUAUAGGUAAUUAUGUGUAGAAUAUUUUUAUACUAAAUUGUAAUAGUAUGCGUUGAAAUUAACAGAACCAAAAUUGUUUCAAAUUUUGGAAUAUAUCGCUUCAUGAUUAGAUUGCACAAAAUCAAAAUUAUAUGUAAUAUUAAUAAAAU
Messenger RNA from Dalotia coriaria, 1380 nucleotides. RefSeq lists its product as uncharacterized. The coding region runs from base 137 to 1129 and encodes 330 amino acids. The transcript is spliced from 3 exons. The record is from RefSeq and is a predicted model, not a curated record. NCBI's taxonomy places the organism in Eukaryota, Metazoa, Arthropoda, Insecta, Coleoptera, Staphylinidae.